Molecule: messenger RNA, 1994 nt
Organism: Anastrepha obliqua
Lineage: Eukaryota; Metazoa; Arthropoda; Insecta; Diptera; Tephritidae
Product: UDP-glucosyltransferase 2-like
Exons: 4
Coding region: 57-1694 (545 amino acids)
Molecular function (GO): UDP-glycosyltransferase activity
Source: RefSeq, a predicted model, not a curated record
AGUUACUCGCAAAUAAAAAGAAAAUCAAUUUGGGCGUGUAAUAAUUCCGAUUCAAGAUGCAACUUUCAUGGUUAACCCUCCUCGUCAUGGCAGCCCUGAUGCCGCUAACGUGUACAGGUUACAGAAUCUUGUUUAUGGGACCCUUCCCGGCACCCAGCCAUUGGAUGUGGAUGGAGCACUUUCUAAAAGACUUGUUGCGACGUGGACACCAAGUCACUACAUUGACUAACCAUCCCGCCAAGCAGCCACAUCCAAACUUAACGGAGAUCAUUAUCGAUCCAAAGCUGGAUAUUGCCGCUCAUCGACCGCGUGAGAACAUUUUUAAAAUGCAUUUCACAAGUGAUUUCGAGAACUUGCAAAUGUAUUGGCAUGUCGGCUUGCUUAGCUCGGAGCACGCAUUCAACGACCCAAAGGUGAAAUCUCUGAUUGCCAGCAAGGAUUUGGAAUUUGAUCUUAUCGUGUUGGAGCAAUUCUAUCACGAGAGUUUCCUCAUGUUCGCGCACAAAUUCAAAUGUCCCGUCGUUACGCUGGGCACAAUGGGCUAUGCGGACAAUAUGGAUCAUGCGAUGGGCCUGCUGACGCCAUGGGCUACCGUGCCGCAUUUGCUGGUCGCUUUCACAGAUCAAAUGACCUUCCUGCAACGGGCCUAUAACACAUAUUUGUCACUGUAUGAUGCGGUGCUGAGGCGCUGGUAUUACAUGCCCAAGAUGCAGGAGAUGGCUGAGCGCCACUUCGGUGGUUAUAUCGAUGGUCCUCUACCGCAUGUGAGCGCUCUGGAAAAAAAUAUUUCCAUGAUGUUGAUCAACAGUCACCGCAGUACGGAUGUGCCACGUCCCAGUAUGCCUGGUCUGGUGGAUGUAGCUGGCGUGCAUAUCAAGAAACGCAAGCCACUGCCAGAAGAUUUACAGAACUUUUUGGACAAUUCCACACAAGGCGUCAUCUAUUUCAGUUUGGGCUCGUACAUGAAGAGUACUGAAAUGCCUCAAGAAAAAAUUAAUCUCAUACUAAACGCCUUCAGCCAGCUUAAGCAAAAUGUGCUUUGGAAGUUCGAGAACUCAUCAAUUGGUCAUCUGCCACCCAAUGUGAAAAUCCAAAGCUGGUUGCCACAAAACGACAUACUCGCCCAUCCGAAUGUGAAGGUGUUCAUUACGCACGGUGGCAUCUUUGGCACUCAGGAAGGCAUCCAUUGGGGUGUGCCGAUGCUGUGCAUUCCAUUCUUUGGCGAUCAACACCGCAAUUCAAUGCGUUCGGUGCAGGGUGGCUAUGCGCGUUGGUUGCAUUUCGGCCAAAUGACCAGUGAAGAUCUGGUACAGAAUCUCCGGCUACUUGUCAACGAUCCUAUCUACAAGAAGAAGGCGUUAGAAAUGUCACAGAAAUUCCGCGAUAAUCUCGUCGAUCCACUGGAAGAGGCCUCCUUUUGGAUGGAAUAUGUGGCCCGACACAAAGGCGCAUCACAUUUGAAGUCACACAGUGCUUAUUUGCCACUCUAUCAGUAUUUGUUGUUGGAUGUUUUUGGUUGUGCGCUUGUGCUGUUGCUCUUGGCAUUGUGGAUACCUCUGCGCCUAAGCGAACUGAAAACUCCAGCUUUCGAAUUUGUAAAACAAAUCGUUUGCUUUAGUAAGGCGAAAACGCAAGGUACGAAAGCGAUACAAAUAGACCUGAAAGCAAGCAAUAAAUACCGUUACGCGGGCUAACACAAGGCGUUGCCGUCCCAUACAUAAGGCUAUGUUGAGUUAAUUUAUAAAAUGGAGUGCUAUUAGGCGUUUAAGCAUUCUUCUCGUAUUUAAGAAUUUGAACACUUAAUUAUUACCAGUCUAUUGUCAAUCUGUAGUAAUCGAUUAAGAGUCAAAUCCAAAUGCGCUUUUUUCUUAGUGUAAGAAAUUGUUGUUAUGUUUGUGGCGCUAUCAGUGAGUUGUUUGUACAAUUUUGUUUUUGUCAGCAGACUUCUAGGAUAGUUGAAUAAAAAACUAAGCAAUCAUGCACGACUAGAUUAA